Messenger RNA from Rhizoctonia solani, 1113 nucleotides. RefSeq names its product cytochrome P450 family protein. The transcript has 11 exons. NCBI's taxonomy places the organism in Eukaryota, Fungi, Basidiomycota, Agaricomycetes, Cantharellales, Ceratobasidiaceae. Gene Ontology annotation, molecular function: oxidoreductase activity, acting on paired donors, with incorporation or reduction of molecular oxygen; heme binding; iron ion binding. The record is from RefSeq and is a predicted model, not a curated record. Bases 1 to 1113 code for a protein of 370 amino acids.
AUGAAUGGCGCUGAUAGGAAGGAGAUCAAUAUGCUUGAAUGGUGCAAGGUGACCACUCUAGAGGCCAUCGGCCAGGCUGGCUUCGGAUAUUCAUUCGGCGCCCUAAAGGACAACCAUUCACCUUAUAUUGAUACGAUGAAGAACGUCAUUCCCACCUUUUCUUCGUUGUUCAGGUUAAAGGGGUACAUAGGCCCAAUGUUUCGCCUGAUUCCAAGAAGUCUAUCGCGAGCUGUGGCUAAAUGGGUCCCAAGCGGCUGCAUUCAGCGUAUUGGGGAAAUGAUCGAUACCCAGGCCAAGUACUCGAGCGACAUCUUAGAGAGCGGGAAAGCUACUUUGUCCGAUAGUACCAGAGGCGAAUCUUAUGACAUACUAUCUACUUUGAUUCGGACCAAUGCACACGCAAAAGAAGAAGAUAAACUUUCAGAAGACCAACUGCGGGGACAAAUCAAUACUAUCGUGUUUGCGGGUUUUGAAACGACCAGCUCAUCGCUUGCACGAACCAUCCAUUUUCUUGCCGAACAUCCACAUAUUCAGGAUCAACUCCGCGAGGAACUUCAGGCCGCACGUGCGGAUCUUCGGGACUGUGAUACACUCCCUUACCUGGACGCUAUAGUCAGAGAAACACUCAGACUGUUUCCUCCAGUACCCACGAUUGAACGGUAUGCAUCCAAAGACUGGGUUGUUCCCUUGCGAUAUCCUACUCAAGAUAACGAACGACAAAUAUACAUCGAGAAAGGCACGCGGCUGCUCCUUUCUUUGAGCCGUGCCAACCGAUAUACAUGGGGUGACGAUGCGGAAGAGUUUCGUCCAGAGAGAUGGCUAAAUUCAUUGCCACAAUCGGUAUCCAAAGGUGGGAUACCAGGGGUUUACUCGUCGAUGAUGACCUUUGGAGCAGGACCUAGGUCAUGCAUUGGCUACAAGUUUGCUGUUUUGGAGUUGAAAAUCAUUCUCGCACGACUCGUCGAGACUUUCCGGUUCGCGCCGGGACAGCAACCUGUCGAGUGGCGCAACUUGGGAUUCAUGAGCCCCCAUGUUACGAGUAAAGGAGAAGACGGGACGGUAGUGUUGGACAAAGCACCUUCACUUCCUCUGUCCGUAUCAAUACUUCGGUAG